Molecule: messenger RNA, 2130 nt
Organism: Babesia bigemina
Lineage: Eukaryota; Apicomplexa; Aconoidasida; Piroplasmida; Babesiidae
Product: DEAD/DEAH box helicase domain containing protein, putative
Exons: 1
Coding region: 1-2130 (709 amino acids)
Molecular function (GO): protein binding; RNA helicase activity; nucleic acid binding
Source: RefSeq, a predicted model, not a curated record
AUGCCGUUCAGCGAAUUCGGAGUCGAUCCUGACCUGAAUCGAGCAUGUCUUGACCUAGGCUGGGUGCUGCCGACGCCAAUACAGGCAGAGGCGAUCCCCGCGAUUCUAGGCGGACGCGAUGUUUGCGCGGCGGCGGAAACCGGAAGCGGCAAGACCGCAGCGUUCGCGUUGCCGUGCCUGCAGCUUGUCCACGAGACGCUGAGGGAGCGCGCUUCGGGAAAACGCCGACCGCAAGCGGUUGUUGAUGAUGCCAACGAUGAGCAGGCAUCGACGGCAGCCGUCGAAUCUGAAUCAGCUACUGCAGACGAUAACUUGCUAACUGUAGAUGGCGAUUCCGAAAUGCAGUUUGAUGCAACGACCAACACAUUUUUAACUAAUGCCGACAAAUGGUUCGGCGCCCGUUUAUGCAAACCCGUAGGCGGCACUGGUCGGUACUGUUUCGAGUGCCGGGUGGAGUCGGACGGACUUUGCAGGUUCGGGUGGGCCACGGCAAACUGCCAGUACGCAAUUGGGCUCGACAAAAACUCGUAUGGCUUCGGGUCAACUGGGAAGAAGAGCAACAGCGGAAAGUUUCUGGACUAUGGAGCGCCGUACGGGCGCGGUGACGUAUUGCAGUGCCUGUUGGAUAUGAAGUCGGGCGAGGUUGCUUUCAAGCUCAACCAGCGUCACCUGGGUGUCGCAUACAAAAUACGAAGCCCGGGUGAGCCGUUCUUCCCCUCAGUGUGCGCUAAAAAGGCCAAAUUUACUGUAAAUGUGCACAAAAUGACGUUUCCCGAGGAAGGAUACACGCCAGUUGGGUUGGCAGAGAGCUCAGGUGGCUCCGGCAGCUCCAAUGAUUCAGAAGGUCGCAGGGCCCAACGUGCCCUCUGCCUUGUCGUGGAACCGACGAUAGAGCUGGCGAGGCAAACUUUGGAGAAUUUCAAGCUGUACGCAAAGUAUCUCACUGCGCCCGCUAUCACCGUCUCUGACAACGCAGGGGCGCAUAUCGUGGUCACCACCUUGCGGAGCGCCAGCAAGGUGCCGACUGGCACCGUGCAGUUCCUCGUCCUGGACGAAGCCGACGAACUCAUCAAGCAGGACGCGAAAGCGACGUCGCAGAUAGUUCGCAGUAUGCGCAGCAGAGGACCGGGGCCAGAUAAAGGCCGCCUGCAGGUGCUCCUGUUCUCCGCGACGUUGCACAGCCCCGUUGUCGCAGAGAACGUGGAGCAGCUUACGCGCGAGGCCCAGUGGAUCGACCUCAAGGGGCACCCGCAAAUAGCCGACACUGUGGAUGUUUGCGCGGUGCAGCUGAACCCGGAGUGCACGUACGACUUCGAGCGCCAGUACCCUGAGCCGCCUCUGGACGGACUCGAGCACCUCGACCGGGCGUCGCGCCGUAUAAAGACGCUGAAGCCAAAGUGCCUUGUUGCGCUGCUCGACAAGCUCAACGUCUCCAGCGGGCUCAUUUUCUGCCGCACCAACCUCGACUGCGAGAACCUCUGCACGUACCUGGCGCACCUCAACAGCACGCGCAGCAACACGCUGAUCAACCGCUACUCGGCGACGCAGCUGGGUGGGAAGCUGGACCAGCACCGGCGCAAGCGUAACUUGGAGGAUUUCAAAAACGGCCUAUACAGGUUCCUGGUUUGCACGGACGUUGCCGCCCGGGGCGUCGACAUCGCCGGCAUGCCGUUCUGCGCGAUGCUGAACGUAUCGGAGUGUAAAUUCCAGUUCCUGCACCGCGUCGGCAGGGUCGGCCGCUCGCAAGCCAGGGGGCUGGCAAUCGUUAUCGCAAGCACCGCACCCGAGCGUGUCUGGUACCACACCUGCACCGGGCGGACACAGGGAGGGGGCGCCAAAUCGCGUUUCAAGGCGGCGUCGGUGUGCCGCAACUACGACACCGUUGAUCGCGGCGGAUGCACAACAAUACAGGACGAGCCCGCGUACAUGGCGGAGGUGCACAAGCUUGUGCCCCCGGGCAGGGAAAUCGGGACCAUAGACCCCAACGUGCUCCAGCUUCCGCCGUUAGGAGGCACGCAGUACGGCGAGGCCACGAUGUCAAUGCAACACACGGAGUUCCAGGGGCCCAUGCAGGAACUAUACAGAGCGUCACAGCGGCGGUACCUCGUGAACAUUCACCGCUCCUUCUAG